AUGAAUAAAAAGAGACAGAGAAAAGAAAGAUAUGCCUAUGGAGAUGGUUCAGGGGACAGUACAUUGAGAAUAAUGAAGAAGAAGAAGAAUCAGAGUGAGGAGAAGAAUCCACGUGGCAGGUUCGAGAAGGAGGAGGAGGGUGGCGGGGAAAAGAUAAAGUGUUCGACCAAGCAUUGUGGUUCAUGCUGCGGCGGCUACGUGGCUGAUUGUGUGGCAGUGUGUUGCUGCCCUUGCGCAGUGCUGCAUUGUUGUGCUAUGGCUAUUGUCAAGGGGCCUUCUCUUGUGGGGAGAAAGUGUUUAGGGUUGGGAAAGAAGAACAAGAACAAGAACACCAAGAAAAAGGGGUGUGAAGAUGAUGUUGUUGUUGUUGUUGUUGAGAGGAACAAGAACAACAACAUUGAAAGAGUUCAAAGGGCUGUGAGGGAAAUGGACAAUAUCACUGUCAAUGCUGGAUUUGAUGCAGAGAAGGUUUGGAAGGAGCUCUAUCAGAUCGGUCAUAUGGAUUUUGGGAGGGUUUCUAGUUCCUCACAUGAUGAUUAAUUAUUUUGGAGAGCCAAUACACAAUGAUGAAAGAUUGCUCUUGCUCAACUGGUAAAUUUUAAUCUUAGGAUUUUUAGGAUUUAAAAUUUAGGGUUUUUUUUUUUGGAUUAAACAUAAUUUUUAGUCUCUAUAAAUAUUAAAUAUUCAAUUUUAGUCUCUUCAAAAUAAUAUUGUCUCUUUCUUAAUUUUUUAUUUGAGGAUGAGUCCUGAGGCAAAAAAAAUGUUUUGCCUUGGUGACCGGUGCGGUUUAGGUUGAAUAUGAAAAUAGUCUUUUUAUGUAUGUAAGAAGACUUCAUACAAUUAUUCUUUCCCUACCUUUGUGAAACGAGAAGCUUUAGAUGUGAAGGUAUGUUAGUUUUAGUUUUUUUUUUUUUUCUAAUCUUUUAUUUAUAAAAAUAUAUUAGGUGUACUCCUGUGUUUCACAAGAAUGUAUCUCCUUUUAAUUCAUCAUUUAUAAAAAUAAGGAUUAUACAAGUUAUAUUUCUGUAAUUAAGAAGUCAACGGAGAUAUUUCUGUAAUUAAGAAGUCAAGGG
Molecule: messenger RNA, 1073 nt
Organism: Glycine soja
Lineage: Eukaryota; Viridiplantae; Streptophyta; Magnoliopsida; Fabales; Fabaceae
Exons: 2
Coding region: 1-540 (179 amino acids)
Source: RefSeq, a predicted model, not a curated record